Nycticebus coucang (slow loris) is the source of this 2514-nucleotide messenger RNA. RefSeq names its product mediator complex subunit 17 (gene MED17). Gene Ontology annotation, molecular function: transcription coregulator activity. Gene Ontology annotation, cellular component: core mediator complex; mediator complex. NCBI's taxonomy places the organism in Eukaryota, Metazoa, Chordata, Mammalia, Primates, Lorisidae. The record is from RefSeq and is a predicted model, not a curated record. Gene Ontology annotation, biological process: regulation of transcription by RNA polymerase II. The transcript has 12 exons. The coding region runs from base 216 to 2171 and encodes 651 amino acids.
UCCGCGCCUGCGCAGUUUUGACCCACGCGACUUGGGGGAGGGGCGGGGGUGUGUGCCCUGCAGUGCAUCCUGGGAGGGCGGCUGGGCCGCGGGCUUUGUUUCCCGCUGUGGCGUUGCGUGAGAUUUACCGACGGUCUUGAGGGGCGUCACGGUUCCGGGGUUCUGGGUCCCGGCUGCCGACGGGGAUCCUCCAGCGGCCCGUCCACGCCGCCAGCAUGUCCGGGGUGCGCGCCGUGCGCAUCAGCAUCGAAUCGGCCUGCGAGAAGCAGGUCCAGGAGGUGGGCCUGGACGGCACCGAGACCUACCUGCAGCCGCUGUCCAUGUCCCAGAACUUGGCGCGUCUGGCGCAGCGGAUCGACUUCAGCCAGGGUUCCGGCUCCGAGGAGGAGGAGGCGUCCGGGCCCGAGGGCGACUCGCAGGACUGGGCGGGCGCUGGGUCCAGCGCGGACCAGGACGACGAGGAAGGGCUGGUAAAAUUUCAGCCUUCCCUUUGGCCUUGGGACUCAGUGAGGAACAAUUUGAGAAGUGCCCUGACAGAGAUGUGUGUUCUCUACGAUGUGCUUAGUAUUGUUAGGGAUAAAAAAUUUAUGACUCUUGAUCCCGUCUCUCAGGAUGCACUUCCUCCAAAACAGAAUCCUCAGACGUUGCAGUUGAUAUCUAAAAAGAAGUCACUUGCUGGAGCAGCACAGAUCCUAUUGAAGGGGGCGGAAAGACUGACUAAAUCAGUUACUGAAAACCAAGAAAACAAGCUACAAAGAGACUUCAAUUCUGAGCUUUUGCGAUUAAGGCAACACUGGAAACUUAGAAAAGUUGGAGAUAAAAUUCUUGGAGAUCUGAGCUACAGGAGUGCAGGAUCUCUCUUUCUCCAUCAUGGUACAUUUGAAGUAAUAAAGAAUACAGAUAUUGAUCUGGAUAAAAAGAUACCUGAAGAUUACUGUCCCCUUGACGUCCAAAUUCCUAGUGAUUUGGAGGGGUCUGCAUAUAUUAAGGUUUCAAUUCAAAAACAGGCUCCAGACAUAGGUGAUCUUGGUACAGUUAACCUCUUCAAACGACCUUUGCCCAAAACUAAACCAGGUUCCCCACAUUGGCAGACAAAAUUAGAAGCAGCACAGAAUGUUCUCUUGUGUAAAGAAAUUUUUGCACAGCUUUCUCGGGAAGCCGUUCAAAUUAAAUCACAGAUCCCUCACAUUGUGGUGAAAAACCAGAUUAUCUCUCAGCCCUUUCCAAGUUUGCAGUUAUCUAUUUCUUUGUGCCAUUCUUCAAAUGAUAAGAAAUCACAAAAAUCUGCUACUGAGAAGCAAAGUCCUGAAGACCACCUUUAUGUCCUCGAGCAUAAUUUGCAUCUACUGAUUAGGGAGUUUCAUAAACAGACCUUGAGUUCUGUCAUGAUGCCUCAUCCAGCAAGUGCACCUUUUGGCCACAAGAGAAUGAGACUUUCAGGUCCUCAAGCCUUUGAUAAAAAUGAAAUCAAUUCAUUACAGUCCAGUGAAGGACUUCUGGAAAAAAUAAUUAAACAAGCAAAGCAUAUUUUUCUGAGAAGUAGAACUGCUGCGACCAUUGACAGCUUAGCAAGUCGAAUUGAGGACCCUCAGAUACAGGCUCAUUGGUCCAAUAUCAAUGAUGUUUACGAAUCUAGUGUGAAAGUUUUAAUCACAUCACAAGGCUAUGAACAGAUAUGCAAGUCCAUUCAGCUGCAAUUGAACAUUGGAGUCGAGCAGAUCCGGGUUGUACACAGAGAUGGAAGAGUAAUUACACUCUCUCAUCAGGAACAGGAGCUGCAGGAUUUUCUUCUGUCUCAGAUGUCACAGCAUCAGGUACAUGCAGUCCAGCAGUUAGCCAAGGUCAUGGGCUGGCAGGUGCUGAGCUUCAGCAAUCACAUGGGACUUGGACCCAUAGAGAGCAUUGGCAAUGCUUCCGCCAUCACUGUGGCCUCCCCGAGUGGUGACUAUGCUAUUUCAGUUCGUAAUGGACCUGAAAGUGGCAGCAAGGUUAUGGUUCAGUUUCCCCGUAACCAGUGUAAAGACCUUCCAAAAAGUGAUGUUUUACAAGAUAGUAAAUGGAGUCAUCUUCGUGGACCAUUCAAAGAAGUUCAGUGGAAUAAAAUGGAAGGUCGAAACUUUGUUUAUAAAAUGGAGCUGCUUAUGUCUGCACUUAGCCCUUGUCUGCUAUGAUUUUUUUCCAGAACAGUUUCCACAUUUUUUUCUAGAGAAGUUUGCAGAAACUUGGACUUGAAAUGUAUGCUGAUCAACUACAAGCACAAGGAAGCAAUAACCUCCAAAGGUGUAUUGUUUUUAAAAAAUAAUAAUUGGCAAAUGUUUACUCAGCAUUUUGAAACCUUUCACUUUGUAAGUGACAAGUGCUUUGAAAUGCAGAAGUAUGUACAGUUUUAGGAUACACAGUAUGGGGAGAUGUAAAAUAAUACAUUUUUUAUUUGGUUGAAUAAAUGUUACUAAUUUAAGGGUUUGAAUUUGCUUUUUAAAAUAUUCUUUCUUUGCUGUUGACUUCACAUAAGGU